GAGAUAAGACCAUGCAUAGCUUAAAUGAAUUUUCGUGGACCGAAUUCUGAAUUUAAUGCAUAUAAUAUACACAGCUGCAGCACAACUCGCUGCUGGAAGCCUGGAAUCCCCGUCCCUCUCUCCGCCGGCCGGCGAUCUCCUCCUCCCCUGCUGCAAUGCGGCGCCUCCGCCUCCCGCUGCUGCUCCUCCUCCCCGUAACCCUAACACUCCUCCUGCUCGUCCUUCUCUUCCCCUCUUCCCCGCCCCCGCCGCGCAUCCCCCUCCCCUGCGGCGCGGACCCAUCGGACGCCACCGCGGGCCGAUGGAUCCGGACCCCGACCCCGCCCCCGCCGCCGCUCUACUCCCCGUCCUGCCCGUUCCACCGCAACGCCUGGAACUGCCUCCGCAACGGGCGCGCCCCCGUCGCCGCGCUCUCCUGGUCCCCCGCCCGCUGCGGCGGCGCCUUGCCGAGGCUCGACCCGGCCGCGUUCCUGGCGGCGGCCAGGGGCCGGCGGAUCGGGCUCGUGGGGGACUCGCUGGCGGAGAACCUGGUCGUGGCGCUGCUGUGCGCGCUCCGGGCGACCGACGGCGGCGCGCGGAGGUGGAAGCGGCGCGGGGCGUGGCGCGGCGGGUACUUCCCUGAAGAGGACGUCGUCGUCGCGUACCACCGCGCCGUGCUGCUCGCCAAGUACACGUGGCAGCCUGUAGAGAAUUCCGAACUUCGGAAGGAUGGAAUAAAGGGAACUUACAGAGUGGAUGUUGACAUUCCUGCUGAUGAUUGGGUAAAUGUCACCAAGUUCUAUGAUGUGCUCAUUUUCAACACUGGACAUUGGUGGGGUCCAGAUAAAUUCCCAAAAGAGACUCCCCUUGUUUUCUACCGAGGAGGAAAACCAAUUGAGCCUCCACUUGGCAUCUUCGAUGGACUGAAAGUAGUCCUCAAAAGUAUGGCCUCCUACAUUGAAAGGGAGGUCCCAAGUAAAACGCUGAAGCUGUGGCGCACACAGUCACCCAGGCACUUCGACGGAGGCGAAUGGGAUCACAACGGCACUUGCGUGUCUGAUAGGAUCCUAGAGGAACACGAGGUAUGCCAUCUGAAGGCCAACCUUUUCUAUGAUCUGACAUGUAUUUCGAAAUUCCCGAGUCAUGGCCCCUCUAAAACCUUUUGUGCAGCUCGACUCCUGGUUCGAUCCCAGGUUCGGGGGAGUGAACAAAGAAGCGAGGCUAGUGAACUCGGCGAUCCAGGAAGCGCUCGUCGGCACGGAUAUCCAGCUGCUCAACCUGACCUACAUGAGCGAGUUCCGUGCCGACGCCCACCCAGCCAUCUGGCUCGGGAAGAAGGACGCGGUGGCCGUCUGGGGACAGGACUGUAUGCACUGGUGCCUGCCCGGCGUACCAGACACAUGGGUCGACAUCCUGGCUGCACGGAUCUCGCACUACUUCAAGCAGGGCAAAGGCUGACGCCGUGUGUGGGUGCAUCGUGGAAGUUGUUUGGAUUACGAUCGCCUGUUACUUCCCCCUGUAAAAUGUUCUUUUGGGAAAGACGGGCAUAACCAAGCUUGGAACAGCGUAUAUCGAAUCGAAAUUGAUUAUCUGAAGGUGAAGACAACUUAGACAAGGGAGGGAGGUAUGCUGCUUACUGGAGAUUAGAGAUGAGAUGAGUCUAUUCUUUGGUUUGAGAAGCAAUGUUCUUGGUGUAGGUAGCUAGUCAGUGAUAUCAUGCUUUGGAUUGAGAAGCAUUGCUUUUGUACCAAGCAAUGCCUAGCUUUGCAUUCUUCGUUCUCUGUUCAUAUGUUUAAACCAGUACAGUGACGGAUUUUGAUUUAUACGACCUCCGUUUCGAAAUUGAUAGUUUUGGAACCCUUUGUGAUU
This is a messenger RNA of Brachypodium distachyon (stiff brome), 1848 nucleotides long. RefSeq names its product protein trichome birefringence-like 12. Gene Ontology annotation, cellular component: Golgi apparatus. The record is from RefSeq and is a predicted model, not a curated record. The transcript has 3 exons. Gene Ontology annotation, molecular function: O-acetyltransferase activity. Bases 156 to 1529 code for a protein of 457 amino acids. NCBI's taxonomy places the organism in Eukaryota, Viridiplantae, Streptophyta, Magnoliopsida, Poales, Poaceae.